Molecule: messenger RNA, 3807 nt
Organism: Spea bombifrons (plains spadefoot toad)
Lineage: Eukaryota; Metazoa; Chordata; Amphibia; Anura; Pelobatidae
Gene: USP40
Product: ubiquitin specific peptidase 40
Exons: 32
Coding region: 103-3744 (1213 amino acids)
Biological process (GO): protein deubiquitination
Cellular component (GO): cytosol; nucleus
Molecular function (GO): cysteine-type deubiquitinase activity; cysteine-type endopeptidase activity
Source: RefSeq, a predicted model, not a curated record
CCACAACAAACAUGGCGGCUGCCGGGUAACAGAUGCACGGAUUGGAAAUACUUUUUCUCUACCCGUGUCAGGUGCCUGCAGAUUGUUAUCUAAGAACCCAAAAUGUUUGGAGAUCUGUUUGAAGAAGAAGAGGACUUCUCAUUCCUUUUAAACAGCCCGGAUGGAAAAGGUAGAAAAAUAAUAUCCAAAGAUGCAGAGAUACCAGAACCGCGUGGAUCUACGAGACUGAGUGGCCUCAAGAACCAGGGAGGCACCUGUUACCUAAACUCUCUACUGCAGACCCUGCUCUUCACUCCAGAAUUCCGAGAAGCCCUGUUUUCUUUAGGGCCCAAGGACCUCGGAUCUUUGGAAGAGAAAGAUGAUCCGGACUCUAAGGUGCGGAUCAUUCCCCUGCAGUUACAGCGACUGUUUGCGCAGCUCCUGCUGCUGGAUCAGCAAGCUGCAUCCACUACUGAGCUCACGAGUAGUUUUGGCUGGAACAGCAAUGAGGAGACUGGCCAACAUGAUGUGCAGGAGCUAAACCGAAUCUUAUUCAGCGCCUUGGAGAGUUCCCUGGAGGGCACGUCUGGUCACAACCUCAUACAGGACUUGUAUCACGGCACUGCGGUUAAUCGAAUUAAAUGCCAUGAAUGUGGCUACGUUAGUGAGCGGCAGGAGGAUUUCCUUGAUUUAACUGUGGCUGUGAGGAACAUGUGCAGCUUGGAGGAGUCGUUGUGUAACAUGUAUGUAGAGGAGGAAAUAUUCGAGGGAGACAACUUGUAUCGAUGUGGAGCUUGCACUAAACUUGUUCCAGCUGCUAAGUCUACUAAAUUGAGGAAGCUACCACCCUUUCUCACAGUGUCUCUGCUUAGAUUUAACUUUGAUUUCACAAAGUGCGAGCGGUAUAAGGAGACGUCGCGUUACACCUUCCCAACGCGUCUCAAUAUCCGGCCCUUUUGUGAGCAGCAACAACUGGAGGACCUUGCAUAUGCAUAUGAGCUCUUUUCUGUUAUCAUUCACAAAGGCGGUUGCUAUGGGGGUCACUAUCAUGUCUACAUCUGGGAUGUCGAUGAGUUGGGAAACUGGGACUGUCAGGAGAAGGUUAAAAAAUCAGUAGCACAGGAUGAUGUGGAUGACCAUGAAUCGCCUGCAGUGAUUCUUGCUUCUGUCAUAGCAGAGGCUGGGGCCAAUAAAAUGGUUUCGAUUGAUCAGCUGGGGCAAAAACUAUUAGAACACACAGGAACAUCCUGGAACAAAAUGUAUCGGAAACAACAUGGAGGCAUCCGCAAGUUCCUGCAGAGCCACCCGCACAUCUUCCACUUAACCUCAGAUGGUUCCUCGGUAGGAUUGGCGCAAUCUGACAAACGAGCUACUGAUGUCCUUGUCUUCGAUCAGAACACUACAGAGAAUCUGCAUACACCGGAGAGAAGUGUCAGCCACUGGUUUGACUUUAACGACUCAUCUGUGCAGCCUAUCCUCGAGAAGGAUAUUGAGAAGCAGUUCCAGGGCAAAGAAAGUGCAUACAUGCUAUUUUAUCGCAAAAGCCAUCUGCAAAGGCCAAAGGAAGCUAUUGGCAACGCUUGGUUCGGAGUACCAGAUUAUCUGCGUCAAGAGAUGGAUCAUGCAAACAAGGAGCUCCAGCAAAAGAGGGUAGAAUCUGACACUGAGAUUAACCGUUUGGAACUGCACCUCCAUCUCUCAUCUUGUUAUCGCUUUGACAAUGGUGCUCUGCAUCCAACUGUUUCCCGCAAUGACAGCAUCCUGGAAAUCACGGUGGACCGCCGUGGCACUGUAGGCGACAUGAAACAAACUAUCUUUAAGCUGAUAGAUAAAUCAUUGGAAGGGCAAGUACUGAGCAUUGCGAAGACUCUCCCUGCAGGUCUUCAUCUCUUCCACAAUUUAAAUGAUGACAAAAUUAACCUAAUCAGCACAGGAAUCAAGGACCGAGAGGACAUCUUUGUGUGGGAUGGCAAGAAGGUUGGUGGUGUGCUUGUGCAGACUGGGGCAGACUGUGCUCCUCUCCUUCUCACCAUUUUGCAGCAGACCCCAAACAAUGGCCCCGCUUACAGAGAAAGUCAGUUUGUCUUCCCAGCCAACUCCCGGCUGUGUGAUGUACAAGAGAAGCUAACUGGCGUUUCCACCCAGGAGCCAUUACUGUGCUUAAAAUCCACUGAAAGCAGUGGUGGGUGGAGCGUCUGUACCCUUAAGGAUAUGAACAAGACGUUGAAGAUGCUUGGAGUUAAAGAUGGGAGCUGUCUCCUUCUGUUGAAUGCUCAUAAAGCAGGGGAAAUCAUUUUUGCUUCUGAAAACGGUUUAAAUCCAAACUUUCUCCAAGUGCAGGAUUGGUGCAGGCCACAAGACAAGCAGGAGACCGUGCAAAUCUCUGUAACUCCCAAUACUAUUGUGUCCAAUAUCCGCAUCAAGGCUGUUGAGAAGCUGCAGUUACAACAGUUUGAGGAUGAUGCAUGCUUGCGGCCUCUGCACAAGAAUGGGAAAUUGCUUCCACCAGUGCCGGAGAAUAUAACUGUGCAGGAGGCAGAGAUUAAAACGGGUAACGUUCUGGCACUGUGCAGAGGGAGAUCUCCUCAGAUCUCAGAGCUCUUCCUUUAUUUUAUCCCUGGGACUGAUCUGGAGAAUGGACAGGAACAAGACAUUAUUCUAGAGGAGACGCUAACCGUUAAGGAGAGUCUAGAACUGAUGUUACAGAAAGCUGAUUUACCAGCUGAGACUGGUUGGCACCUGCGGAAAAUGGAUUGGUGUUAUGAAGCAGGGGACGCUAUUACUGAUGAGGAGUCUACACUUAAAGAGCUAAAUAUCCGCUCAGGAGACAUUUUUGUGAUCACAGAAGGGAGACUUCCACCCAAGGGAUUCCUAAAGCUGCCAGUCUGGCUUUACUGCCCCCAUGGACAGCAGGAUGACAUCAAUCAGAUCGCCUCUCACCUUGCAGCUCUGCAUGUAUUGCCCUGUGGAGAGGAUGCCCUGAAAGAUGGCCCGGACUCUAACUUCUGCUUUGUGGGCCACAUUGAAUUAUCUGGAGAAAAUUCUCUGCAGGAUCUAAAAAUACAGAUUAUGACCUUGCCAUUUCUUGAGGCUUUGGGGAUUCCAUCUCCUGAAUUCCUUCGGAUCUGGACUUUGGAGAAUAAGCAUUUGGGAAAAAUCCUGCGUUCUCCUAACUUACAGAUCAGUGAUUACAACCUGGGAAUCCGGACCGUACUCUGCGUAGAAACUCUUCAGAGUGAGGAGCGUUUGGGCCCCCAAGAUCUGUUACUGAGAGUCCAGCUGGCUGUCCCUGGGGAAUGUCGCUACUUUCCCCCCGUGGAUAUUGUGUGGGACGUUUCCCACGGCUGCACAGGCCAUGCCCUGCGCCAGAGAAUUGCAAACCAUUGCUCGCUGCCCGUCGAUAAGGUGGAGAUAGCGAAGCACUUUCCAGACAAACACGAAUGGCUCCAAAUAUCCAGCUGGACCCAGCAAGUCUCUAAAAAGAGGAAAAAGAAGAAAGCUGAGAACCUGCAGGGGGCGCCCUAUCACUUAAAGGAUGGGGACACUAUUGGGGUGAAGAACCUUUUUCUGGAUAACCGGACAGACUUCGCUUCAGAAGAUGACUACAUUGCAAAGGAGAAGCGUAGACAGGACAUAAAUGGAAAGUUGAACAGUGAUCAAAAUGAACACCUGAAUAACGAAAAAAAUGUCUGCAAAGAAAAAGAUCGUCCAAGGCCCCGGAAGACGGAGUCCGCACUUUCCAUCCGGGUUGGGGUAUUCCGGUAGCACGAGGACAAGGAACACUAAGCAGACUUAAAUAAAUAAAUAAAUAUUAUUAUAUCUAACUCA